GCAGAACAGCUCACAAACACACGCACUGUAGCGGUGUUGUUUGGCUUGUGUGUUCCUGGGUAUUAUUCUUUCCUGGUCUUAUUUUCCUGGGCCAACUCAUCGCUGUAGGCAGGCAGAGGGUGAUCAAUCCUACACAGAGCUGCUGCCUGACUAUCGGCUCUCUCUCCUUUCCUCUCAGACCCCAACCGACACCUUUCUUUUCCUCACUUCUUUUUUUUUUUCGGGUGGGUGUUGGGUUGAAGUUGUGAGGGAGGGAAGGCAGCGGUAGUGUGUACAGACGGCAGAGAGGAAAGGAGUUGAGGAAGAGAGGAACAGAGGAGCUGGCUGCAUAGCAGGUUGUCAACUCUGACUAGAGAGAAGUAAGCCCAUGACCCUGAACUACUACAGCGAUGGACAAGAAAAGUGAAAAUGGCUACCCUAGAUCCGGAGGAGAGAGUGGAGGUGGGGGUCAGAGGAAGCAGCUGCCCUACUCCGUAGAGACCCCCUACGGCUUCCACCUGGACCUUGAUUUCCUCAAGUAUGUGGACGAUAUCGAGAAAGGCAACACCAUCAAGAGGGUGCACAUCCAGCGCAAGGCCAGAGGCCCUCCUAAGUUCAGCACCCUGCCCAGGAACUUCAGCCUGCUAGGACAUGGAGCCAGGCCGGCCCCUAAGGACACCUGGUCCUCCACCCUAGGGCCCAAGCCCCGGGGCAGAAUUACUGAUGUCCAGCAGAUCUUGGAUUUUAGACCCAGUGACGGUGGCACAUCGGGUAUUCUUAGCCAGAACAGCAGGGUGCAAGGGAGUAGCUUUGAAUCUGCCAGGCCCAGGGAGGAGGCAGGUGCUGGGCCUUGGGUGUUAGGCGAACAGCCCCUGGGGAGGCCCAACCUCCUUCGGACGUCCAGCAUGCCAGUCACCAUCCCGCACAGGAAGGCCUCUGAGUCCGGGGAUGAAAGAACGGAGAACGUCUCAUCUGAGAACGUGAUCCGUGCUGUUCCCCAGGACCGGUCGGGGCUGCACCAGCAGAUCACCGCAGCCCUGAAGAGGGUCAGAGAGCUGGAGGACAUGGUGAGGACCAUCCCAGAGCUCAAGUCCCAGAUCUGCUCACUGAGGGUGGAGAGAGAGCAGCUAAUCCUCAGGCUGCAGGUUCAAACCAAGCCACAGCCUCCAGCCCACCCACAAAGUGCCUCACCCUCCCCAGCCCCAAGCACUGAUCCCGGGCCAGCCUCUCAGCCGCCGGGGGCUAAAGCAGCAGUGUAUCCUGGGAGAGCAGAGAGCACCGUGUCAGAGGCAGAAACGCAACAGGAAUCCUUAAAGAGUACCGCGCAAGAAGAAGAACCAGAUAGGCUUUUAGCAGCACAGGAACCAGAGAGACAAAUACAGACAGCAGAGGGACUAGAUAGACAAACAUUUCUGAAUCCAUUAGUGUACGCAGAGGAAAGGCAAACAGAGCAACUAGAGAACAUUGCAACACCGAAAGCACCAGAACCUCUAGACAGCAGAGUGUUUGUGCAAGUCACAGAGGGAGUCAGUGUCAGUGGUGAGGAGCACCAUCUCAGUGUCGAACAGCUCCAGGCUAAGCUAGUAGCGCUAGAGGCUAAGCUAAGUCAGGCUAGCGAAGACCUGGAGAGAACGAACAGUCUCCUGAAACAACAGGUAGAGGAGAACAUGAUGAAGGAGGAGAGGAUACUGCAGCUGAGCGUGGGAGGGACAGGAGGCGGGGAGGAGGUGUUCAGGCAGAGACAGACAAGUAGGAGGACCAGUGUGGACCAGCAGACCGAGACGGAGAGAGUGGGAAGUGCAAGUCAGGAGACAGAGACAGAGAGGGCGGAUAUGGUGGAGCAGGGCACGGAUACAGAAAGGAUAGUCAUCUGUUUAACCGGAGAGGGGGCUGGUGGUGUGGAACAGGGGACAGAGACGGAGCGGUUUGACACUCAAGACCAGGUGACAGAGACAGAGAUGGUCAUUGUAUGUCCAGUCAGACCACGUGCUAAUAGUGUGGAUCGGGGAACAGAGACAGAGAGAGUGGACACAGUGGACCAGGUGACAGAGACACUGCCCGGAGACAGCUUAGACCAGGUGACAGAGACAGAGACGCAGACAGUCGUCAGUGUAGAUCAGUCAACAGAGACAGCACCUGCACGUCCAGUGAGACCAGCGAGACAUAGGGCCAACAGUGUGGACCGGGGAACAGAGACACAGACAGUGGAUACUGUGAACCGGGUGACAGUGACAGAGACACAGACAGGAGUCCGUGUAGACCAGGUGACAGAGACACAAACACAGACAGCACAUGUACGUCCAGUGAGACCAGCGAGACAUAGGGCUAACAGUGUGGACAGGGGGACAGAGACAGAAAGAGUGGGUACAGUUGACCAGGUGACAGAGACAGUGGUAGCACAGAGUGCAUAUCAGCAGACAGAGACAGAGGGAGACAGAGUUGAGACUAGCAAUAACCACCAUAGAGAAAUAGAGAUUGAGAGUGCGGCCAUAGUAAGUGCGGCCAUAGAAAGUGCGGUCACAGAAAUUGUGGAAGCAGAACGUGUCGUCUCACGCAGUGUGGUUAAAGAGGGUGAGAUCGCUGAGAGUGCAGUACGUUUUGUGGUUAUAGAAAUUGUGGACAAAGAGAAUGGGGUCACAGCGAAUGUGGUCCCAGAGAAUGUGGUCACAGAGAAUGUGGUCACAGAGAAUGUGGUCACGGGAAGUAUGGUGAAGAGACAAGUAGUGGUAGUAGAGGAGACUGUCGUUGAACAAAUGACAUUGACUGAAAGUGUUGUUACACAGAGUAUGACCACAGAGAGUACAGUCGUAGAGAGUGCAGCCACAGAGAACUUGGCAACUGAGAGUGAGGUGGUAAAAAACACAGUUACAGAGAGUACGGUCACAGGAAGUGCGGUCAUAGAAUCUCCAGCCCCAGAGAGCCCAGAAGUAGCACCCACUCCCUCUUCCAGCCAGACCCAGAUGGGUCAGAAGGAGUCGGAGCAGGCCCAGCCCCAGUCACAGGACUCUCGUCGGGGGUCCAACCCAGCGUUGGCCCAGGCCCCUCGCCAGGGGUCUAACCCAGCCCUGGGCCAGGUGGUGACGCGCCUCACAGGGCUGAUCAAUGAGCAGUGGGCCCAGCUAGGUAGCAGCCAGGACAAGCCAGACAAGCAGGAGACCACCAGCCCGAGUGCCCAGAAGCCUGCAGAAGGGCAGGGUGCGCCCGCUGCAGGGAAGCCUUUAGCGGGGAAGGCAACGGGGAAGUCAGGUCUGUCUAAGAUGAGCUCCAUCCAGAGCCAGCUGGUCAGCUCCCUCAGUGCCCUGUCUGCCUUCUACUCCCCUGGACAGAAGGCAGCUGCCAGCAAACAACAAGGUCUGAAAUCCAUCAUGAAGAAGAACGAUGCUGCUGACAAACAGGGGAACAGAGGAGGAGCCAAGAAGAACCUAAAGUUUGUGGGAGUCAACGGAGGGUAUGAGACUACCUCAAGUGAGGAGGAAUCCAGUGAGGAGGAGAAGGGGGAGGUAGAGGAGGAGGAGGCGGACAGCUCUGAGCCUGAGGAGGAGCGGGAGAAGGAGGAGGGAGCUGGAGCAGCUCAGGGCCAGGGGGAGGCCACAGCUACAGAGGACGAGGCCCAGGGAGCAGGGGCCCAGGCUGGGGAGACAGAGGGCCAUGAAGACUCUCAGGACCCAGAGAACAGCCAGGCACUCCUGGAGGAGCAGCCAGCUGCAGCAUCAGGGGAGACGAUCGAUAAGAGCUUCAUGGAAGCGUGUGACUACAUUGAGGGUCGUAUGGCAGAGGUGGUGGCCCCCGAUAAAGAAAUGAGACAUGUCCUGAUGGUGUUGUACCAGGAGUGGUUCCGUGUGUCCAGUCAGAAGGACUCUCGGGCUGACACCGUCACCCUCUACCUGAGAGAGGUGGGCAUCGCCACGCCGACCCUCCUGCGUUACAUCGUGAACCUGGCCGACGGCAAUGGCAACACAGCGCUCCACUACAGCGUGUCCCACUCCAACUUCCCUGUGGUCAAACUGCUGCUGGACACCGGUCUGUGUGAGGUGGACAUCCUGAACAAGGCGGGCUACACAGCCGUGAUGCUGGCCUCCCUAACAGCUGCUGAUGGAUCAGAGGACAUGGAGGUGGCUCUGCAGCUACUGAGACAGGGAGAUGUCAAUGCCCGCGCUAGCCAGGCAGGGCAGACGGCUCUGAUGCUAUCGGUCAGCCAUGGUCGUACAGCCAUGGUGCGGUUGCUGCUGAGCUGCCAAGCUGACCUCAACAUUCAGGACAAAGACGGUUCGACCGCACUCAUGUGCGCGUGUGAGCACGGUCACACCGAGAUCGCUCGGGUGCUACUGGAGUCUGGCCACUGUGACACCAGCCUCACAGACAAGGAUGGUCAGAGGGCUCUGUCGGUGGCGGUAGCAUCCUCCCACGCUGAGAUAGUUGACCUACUCAAGAGCCACUCAGAUUCCACCACCACCCAGGCCUCCAACCCCUCUACCACCACCUCUGCCACCAUCAUCACCACCACCACAGCCUCUCUCCUCUGAGCCCCCUCCAGUAGCUCCUCUCUAACCCCUACCCUACCCCAGCCCCGGACCCACCCCCACCCUGGACCCACUAUACCCCGAACCCCUUUCCCUGGACCAGAGGAGGCUGGUGGGUGGAGGUAUAAGAGGACGGGCCCAUUGUAAUGGCUGGAGUGGAAUAAAUUGAACGGUGUCAAACUGAUCAAUCAUAUGGAAACCACAUGUUUGACUCCAUUCCAUUCAUUCAAAUGCAGCCAUUACAAUGAGCCCGUCCUCCUAUAGCUCCUCCCACCAGCCUCCACUGUCAUGGACCAUACUCUUUUCCAGACUGUCUGGAGGACAGACAAAGGCUGUAUUCACCACGACUGCCUAUAUCUCCCCACCGACCAGAGCUCAGCUUACAGGUAGGCCUAUUGGACCGGAGCCCCAUGGACCAGAGCUCAGCUCACAGAUAGGCCUAUUGGACCGGAGCCCCACGGACCAGAGCUCAGCUCACAGAAAGGCCUAUUGGACCGGAGCCCCACGGACCAGAGCUCAGCUCACAGAUAGGCCUAUUGGACCGGAGCCCCAUUUAGGGAGUGGGAAUAAUGUGUCAACUGUUUGGCAGCCAGCCAAUGUGACGCUCAAAAACCCAGUAGCAGUGGUGACAGUGGUGAUUGACAGGUGAUCCAGGAAGAGGGCAGGACAACAGAAGGAUGAUGGUUUGCUGCUUUAUAAUACAAAACAAGCUAUUCAGGCCAUGAUCGACCUUAACAAUCGGUCAUUUUAUUAUUAAUACUAUGUUUUUCCUUUUUAAAUACCUGUAUCUAAGUUUCCAUCCAAUCGGCAACAGAUUUUCAUGUGAAUAUUUUUAAAUCGGCAUAAAGAUAAUAUGCACAUUUUCCCUCCGGUGGUGUGUUUCUAGCAAACUGACUUGUUGCAGGAAAAUUAAAUCUGUGCGUGAUGUAUUGCACACAACAUUCACAUUUUCGCAUAAAUUCAAGUUCAACGUUUUUGUUGUUGUUGUGUGUUAAAAAAAAAAAAGAAUGUUUAACCUUUAUUUAACUAGGCAAGUCAGUUAAGAACAAAUUCUCAUUAACAAUGACAGCCUUCCCAAGCCAAACCUAGACAACAUGGGCCAAUUGUGCACCAUUGAAUCACAACCAGAUGUGUUACAGCCUGGAUUCGAACCAGGGACUGUAGUGACUCCUCUUGCACUGAGAUGCAGUGCCUUAGACCGCUGCGCCACUUGGGAGCCAAAAGUUCAAUCAAUCGAUUAAGCAAUCAAUCAAAUGUAUUUAUAAAUACCUUUCUCCAUCAGAUGUCACAAAGUGCUAUACAGAAACCCAGCCUAAAACCCCAAACAGGAAGCAUAUGUAUAAGGGAAAAACUCCCUAGAAAGGCCGGAACCUAGAAGAAAAUAUAGAGAAUCAUAUAGAGAAUCAGUCCCUGAAGGCUGGCCAGUCUUCUUCUGGCUGUGCCAGUUGGAGAUUAUAAGAGUACAUGGCCAUUAAAGCCAGAUUGUUCUUCAAGAUGUUCAAACGUUCAUUGACCUAAGUCAAUGUGUUUCCAUCGCAUUUUACACUAGUUUUGACACAAAUAUAGUUUUGCCGUUAAAUAUCAAAUAUACCUACUCUGGUUUUGCCAACAGCUCGCAGAUACACUGCGGGUAGGCUAAUCUACACAGUGAGAAUAUUAUGGAUAAGAAUAUUUGCAUUUUGUCAAAUGGCAGUCAAACAUCGAUCAUCAUGACACCAGAAUAAGACCCUCGAUAUUUAUUCGAACAGAACAUCAAGUUCACAACGCGCACUUUUAACAGAACAUCAAGUUCACAGCGCGCACUUUUAACAGAACACCAAGUUCACAGCGCGCACUUUCAAAACCCUGUGUGGUUCAUCAUAAUUGACUUAAUAUGUAGCCUAAUAAACUGUACGGUUUCCCGAGUUAUAUCAGUAUUUGCGCAUAAAGGUGUUUCCAGCGGCAUUUCACGCAACAUAAAUUUUACCGACCCAAAAAUAUCCCAACAUGUCUAACGAACAAAUUCUCUGUUGGCAUUUAUACAAUUGUUACGAAAUGUCCUGUUUGCAUCACAGCUGUUGUGAUUUUUUUUACAAGGUCUGACUUUACUCACAUGAAAACUGGAUGGAAACGUGUUUAUUAAUGACAUCACUAUUAUUUUAUAUUUGGACAUGAGCCAUUUAUUUAACUCAUAAAGUCUGAAUGUUAUUAUAGCGUUUUAUAAAAUACACACAGUAUAUUUAUUUGUUUUACUCUGUUUGACACGCUGUACAUAUCCAAACUUGGUUUUCGUCAGUACGGCCUGACGACUGACUCACUCAGACGUCUUCCAAUAUGAAGGUUGUACAGAAGGAUGCAGCACGCAGCAAUAUAACAACCCUCGCAGAAGCUACACAGGCUACUACACUGCAGUAUGUUGCAGCAACUGUAUACUCGACUGAACAAUUUACUUUCCCGCUCUCUCUCUUUUUUGUCGCUCACACACCUCACGCACACACACACUCUCUCGCUCACUCCACUGUAAUGCAUCCCUUCCUCUGUCUGCCUGCUUUUAGACUACAAAUUAAAUGAUGUAUGCACACAAAUUGCUACAAAAUGCACAAAGGAUGUCAGGCAAUUUUACAUUCCAGAUACAGUGUCAUUCAUACUAUGGUACAACAUCACACCACCGAGCACAGGAAGCCUUGCAGUAGACUAUUAUCCAUCACUGGCCAUAAUGUAAUAAGGGUUGUAACAUUUUCUGUAAAGUUUCAGUCAGUUAGUAAUGUUACAACCCCUUGUCUCUCUCUUCCACACCCACCUCUUCUCUGUAUUGAACGACGGUGUGAAGUAAUGGCAUGAUGAGAAUAUCCUAGCUUGCCUAUCGGAAAAUGAAGAGGUGUGUGGCGCAAUGUGAUUUUUCAUACCCGGUCUUUUAAGAACCCAGGCCUAAAGGAAAAGGGACUGUACUCACAAGGUGGAGUGGUGCUGUCUUUCUCACCUGUUCAUCAGAAACCCGGCUUAGGAGCUGAAGACUGACCUCUAAUGGUUCAAGAAGUAUAUGGCUAACUACCUGAAGAGACAGUAUUGUGAAAAAUAUAUCUGGUAUUGUCUGACAUUUGCUCUUAAAUAUAUUUAGUAUUUAUUCAAAAUGCUAUAUUUUUACAAUAUACAGUAUAUGCAUGGGCCAAUAGUCCAAUGAACAUGUUGGAAUUUAAUAUGUGAAUGUAUUGGUUCUUCUGGAUGGUAUAUAUAAGCUGAUUGGUCAACUCUAAAAAGCAAUGUGACUUGUUAAUUGGUUGGGUGGUUCAUGCUCGUCUCUUAUUGGACAAGGCUGUGUACUGUACUGUGUCAAUAGGACUGACUGUUGUAAUACUUUAUCACAAUCAGAUGUAAACAGCUGUACCUGCCUGUAAUAUUCCUACUAUCAAAUUGGCCUGAAUGUUAACCAUUUGCAAAUCAGAGAAUUGCUUCUAAAUAAAAAUUAAACUAUUGGGUAGAAGUA
Molecule: messenger RNA, 7962 nt
Organism: Oncorhynchus kisutch (coho salmon)
Lineage: Eukaryota; Metazoa; Chordata; Actinopteri; Salmoniformes; Salmonidae
Product: KN motif and ankyrin repeat domain-containing protein 4
Exons: 10
Coding region: 390-4502 (1370 amino acids)
Biological process (GO): negative regulation of actin filament polymerization
Cellular component (GO): cytoplasm; cytoskeleton
Molecular function (GO): protein binding
Source: RefSeq, a predicted model, not a curated record